Molecule: messenger RNA, 3321 nt
Organism: Orussus abietinus
Lineage: Eukaryota; Metazoa; Arthropoda; Insecta; Hymenoptera; Orussidae
Gene: SK
Product: small conductance calcium-activated potassium channel protein
Exons: 11
Coding region: 46-3177 (1043 amino acids)
Biological process (GO): potassium ion transmembrane transport
Cellular component (GO): neuron projection; plasma membrane; neuronal cell body
Molecular function (GO): small conductance calcium-activated potassium channel activity; calmodulin binding
Source: RefSeq, a predicted model, not a curated record
AACCUGCAUCCCGGCACCCGCCAGUCGGGCCGGCUCGUCGCAAGGAUGAACGCGAACACCGGCAGCGGGGGCGGCGGGGGUGGAGGCGAAUCGAGGAGCGAGAAGGAACACAGGACCGUCGACGGGCCGGAGGAGGCAGAAACGGAGGCGGAGGCGGAACGCGGAGCUGGUCCUGCGGAAUAUGGGAGCGCCGACGAGACCGCUGCGCUCCUCAGCAGACCGCCACCCCCGAUCCUGGUGCCGAGCGCGAAGCCCGUCCUGACGCGGCAGGACCGCGCCACCUUCCUGGUCACGUCGCCGCGGCUCUCGGGCUCCGGGCUGGGCGGCUCCGAGGAGAGCGCUACCAACGAGGAGCCCGCGACUCGCUCCGUACCGGACAUCGAGCUCGACUGUAGGCUCGAACGCGACUCCCAGCAGCAGCCGGUCGCGGUUCCGCCGCCGCCACCGCUGCCGCCGCACGCGACGACCUACCUGACGGCAAGGCCGAGCCUCACCCGGCAACCGGUGCACCCACCCUCGAGCAAGUGUCGCUGCGACCGCAGGGACUCCCUGGCUCCCUCCUCGGCGCUCUACCUCGCGCGCAGCACCUCCAGGGAAAGCGUCAGGAGCGGGGCGCACCAUUGCUGUCCUUGUCAGCUGGCGGGACAGACGCCGCACGUCCUCGUGACGACCGGCUCGCCGAGCUCGAGGAUUAUCCGGCAGAGCUCUCAGCCCGAGUCGGCGAGUAUGUGCUGCUGUUCAGGGUGCUGCUGUCCGUUACACGCCGCGGCCGCCGGGGCGCCGAGCGCCGCCUCCCUCAGACAGCUCAGGGAACCCGGCGACGGGAUCGCCGGCAUCGCGGCCGACUCGCUGCGGAUCAACGGCGGGAUCCGACAGUUUCGACAGUUCCCGUGGUGGUGCAAAUCGUCGCCGAGCACGGCAGCGAUGACUCCGCCGGCCCCGGUGGCCCCGGUUGCCCCGGUGGCGAGUUCCGGCUCGGCCUCGGCGUCGGCGUCGGGCUCGGGCUCGGGUUCCGGCGCGCAGGGCGUCGUUCUCUGCCCACGCACGCUCGCCCAGCUCCGGCGGUCCAGACUGCGCCGGGCCCUCACCGAUGCCACCGCCGAGACCCUCAGCUACGUCAAGACGCUGCGGAAGCCAGUCUCGACUCUGUCGAUUCCCGGAGCGAUGAAGAGCUGCGGUGGAGGCGGCGGCGCCAGCGCCGGGGGCGGCGGCAUGGCGGCAGGCGGAGGGCCCGGCGCCAGCGGCGUCCAGGUCGGAGGCGCCGGCCCCGGCGGCAGGGGCAGCGCCGACGAGGCCGGCAUCGCCCUGGUCGGCGUACACUCCGAGUACCCUCGCUACGUCGAGGAACGCUGCCUCGGCGGCGGGUCCACCAAGGGACCCUCAGGCAGCAUCGGCCCUGCCUCCAAGCACAAGCCCAACGUCGGGUAUCGCCUUGGACGCCGGAAAGCCCUCUUCGAGAAGCGCAAACGCAUCAGCGACUACGCCCUUGUCAUGGGCAUGUUCGGCAUCAUCGUCAUGGUCGUGGAAAACGAACUGUCCAGUGCUGGCGUUUACACCAAGGCCUCGUUUUACUCGACGGCGUUGAAGACCCUGAUCUCCGUGUCUACUGUGAUACUACUUGGCCUCAUAUUCGCUUAUCACGCCUUGGAAGUUCAGUUAUUUAUGAUCGAUAACUGCGCCGACGACUGGCGGAUCGCUAUGACCUGGCAACGAAUGUCGCAGAUCUGUAUCGAACUGAUCAUCUGCGCGAUUCACCCGAUACCAGGAGAAUAUUAUUUUCUAUGGACGACCAAACUCGUUAACAAGACUGGCGACAUGGGCUCCAAGUGGGUGCCAUACGACGUCACCCUCUCCCUCCCGAUGUUCCUGAGGCUCUACCUGAUCUGCCGAGUGAUGCUCUUGCACUCGAAGCUGUUCACCGACGCCUCCUCGAGGAGUAUAGGAGCCUUGAAUCGCAUCAACUUCAACACGAGGUUCGUCCUCAAGACGCUGAUGACCAUUUGCCCAGGGACCGUUCUCCUGGUCUUCAUGGUGUCUCUCUGGAUCAUCGCCUCCUGGACCUUGAGACAGUGCGAGAGGUUCCACGACGAGGAACACGCGAAUCUCCUCAACGCCAUGUGGCUGAUCGCCAUCACGUUCCUGAGCGUCGGAUUCGGCGACAUCGUCCCGAACACGUACUGCGGAAGGGGAAUUGCCGUGUCCACGGGGAUGAUGGGAGCUGGCUGUACCGCGUUACUGGUCGCCGUUGUUUCCAGAAAAUUGGAGCUGACGAGGGCCGAGAAACACGUGCACAAUUUCAUGAUGGACACGCAGCUGACGAAAAGGUUAAAGAACGCCGCUGCGAACGUCCUUCGAGAAACCUGGCUCAUUUAUAAGCACACCAGACUGGUAAAGCGAGUGAAUCCAGGUCGCGUGCGGACUCACCAACGAAAGUUUCUUUUAGCCAUUUAUGCACUCAGGAAAGUCAAGAUGGAUCAACGAAAAUUAAUGGACAACGCAAACACGAUCACGGAUAUGGCGAAGACGCAGAACACCGUGUACGAGAUAGUGUCGGACAUGAGCACGCGACAGGACGCGCUGGAGGAGCGAUUGAUCAACCUGGACGAGAAGCUGACGUCGCUGCAGGAACAGCUGGAGAUAUUGCCGGAGGCGUUGACGAGGAGUAUGACGCAGCACUCGGAACGUCUGGACCAACGGCGGAAUUUCCUGCACCCCGACACGGCCGUGGCGAUAGCUAUGUCGAGCGGCAGCGGCGGCUUCGCGGGGGGUUGCGGAAUCGGCGACGCCGUCAUGGGGGGUGCGGUCGUGGGGUCCGCCCCACACCCGCUGACCGGUCUCUCGAAUUCGCCGCUACUUCCACAUUCUCGCAGCGUCCCCAGCGCGCCUAGUUCCAUGUCGCUGCAUCCUUGGCCAGCCAGUCCGGUGCUGCCACCGAUUUCGAGCAGGACGCCUCACCUGGUCCCCGAGACUGGUCUGGGAACGGGUCUAGGAAGUGGUCUGGGAGCCGGAUCGGCUACCGGAUCCGGUGCCGGAACCGGAACCGCGACCGCCAGGCACCACGGCAUCGUGCACGCCAUCAUCCCCACGGGUUCGCAGUCGGCCAGCAGAUUCAUCUCCCAGCCCGGGAUGGGGGGGCUGGGGAACAGCCAAAGUUCCGACACCUCCGCGCACAGCUGAGUGUCGUCCUUGCAGCCGCAGCACUCCUACUAACGAACAAACCAACGGGCUGUCUCGUUCGGCGCGAACUCUUGCACGCCUCCUACGUUUCCGCUCGACAUCGGACCACCUCGAGUCGCCCGCCCACGUCCGGGUACAUAUCCG